GCACUGCGUCGUCAUCCGUGAGGGGAGGAUCUUGGCCGUUUGCCCAGUGCAGGAUGCGACUGAAGCAGGGCUUGUUGUGGAGCACCACUCCGGGUGCCUCAUGCCAGGCCUCAUUGACGCACAUGUUCACAUUGAGUUCAGCGAGCACUUCCCAUUGCACAAUCAACCUUUCCUCACCACGUCUGAGCUGAUGGAAUCAAUGGCUGAGCGAGCCCUUCGUAUGGUGCGUUGUGGGAUCACCACUGCUCGAGAUCUUGGUGGCCGAAAUUUUGCAGCCUUGAGCUUGCGGGACGAGAUCCGCCAGAAGCGCCGUUUUGGGCCGCGGCUCCUUUGUGCUGGGCAGCCCUUGACGACGCCUAAGGGUCAUUGCCACCAGUGGGGCGGAGAGGCAGGAUCACUGGAAGAAGCUUUUGCCGUGGUUGAGAGACAGGUGCUCCAUGGCGCAGAUUGGAUCAAGGUCAUGGCCACUGGUGGCAUGCGCACGCCUGGUACCAAUGUAGAGGAAGCGGCAUUCAGCUCUGACUUUCUAUCGGAGGUGGUCCAAAAAGCAUCAGCCAGCAAACGGCCGGUGGCAGCCCACGCCCAUGGUGCUGCAGGAGUUAUUGCGGCCGUGCAGGCUGGAUGCCGGACUGUGGAGCACUGCACCUGGAUUGCCAAAGCUGGCCAGUGGGGUUGUGUCGAUGACACGACUAUCAAGGAGAUGGCCCGCCAGGGCAUAGCAGUGGCGCCCACGGCACAUGCAAAUUGGCGACGGAAACCUAUGGGCGAGCGGAACUAUGAACGCCUUUGCGUGGCACUGCAGCAAUUGCGCUCCACCGGUGUGCAAUUACUGGCUUCCUCUGACGCUGGCGCCAUCCCAGGACUUUCGCACGAUGCUUUGGCUGGAGGCAUUCAGGUGCUGGCGAGCAUGGCCAGGAUGAAGCCAGUUGAUGCGCUGCGCGCAGCAACCAGUGCAAGCGCUGAGUGCCUGGGUGUUGGCAGUGAGUGCGGGCGUUUGGCUGAAGGCCUCUCUGCAGAUUUGCUGCUAGUCGCUGGGGAUCCAACCCGGGAUUUGACUGCACUGGAGCGGCCGCUGCUGGUUGUAGCUGCUGGUCGUGGGGGGCCUGAGACACUUUACCCAAAGCUGUUUUCUCAGGUAGAGACAAAAGCCACACAAGCUUCGCGAGUCUUGAGCUCACAAAUGAGACCGCGCUUACGCGGCCAGGGCGAAUUGAGCCUUUGGUGCCACCACCGCCGUUUCCAAACUAUGAGACAGUUCGAAGAAAGCGCCAUGAGGUUGCACGGCACUGAGAGCACACUGAGACAACGUGACGGCUGGGGGAAAGGCCUUACAGUAUGCACUACCAAAGAGGGUGGGCUCUGAAACCGAUGUAGCAAAUUUGACG
Durusdinium trenchii is the source of this 1385-nucleotide messenger RNA. The record is from the annotation of a GenBank genome assembly. Lineage: Eukaryota; Dinophyceae; Suessiales; Symbiodiniaceae.